Messenger RNA from Symbiodinium sp. CCMP2456, 1081 nucleotides. The record is from the annotation of a GenBank genome assembly. Lineage: Eukaryota; Dinophyceae; Suessiales; Symbiodiniaceae.
GAUGGAAGACAAUCCUGACUUCAUUCACUUUAUACAGACGAUGUGGGUGGAAGACCAGACAGGUCGUGUCGUGUCAAUGCGCCACCUCUCACCUGCAGAGCCGGCUCCUGCCACGAUGUAUUUCGACGUCCCGGAAAAUGCGACGAGUUUGCGAGCGUUUGAGCUCUGUAACCUCCACGGCCUUUGGAGCAGCGAGGUGGUGAGCCUAAGCCCUGGCUCGGCCGCAGCCGGGUCCCGGAGCGGCUGCGCGCUUCGUCAGUGUGAGGAAGGUACGGCGGUUUCGGCGUGCCAGGCCUUUACAGGUGAGCUGCAGAGACGCGAGAACUACCAGCCCAAGGUCGAUCCGACAGGCAAGCAUACCCCAUACCUGAUGCUCAACGGCACCACAGCCACGAUUGUGGUCGGCAUCGGUGCAACUCCCGGAAACGAGGGCGGCUUAGUGCACCCAAUGGAGCCCUCAGAUGACAAGACCUUGGUGCACUGGAUUUCACACCUCUAUGCUGUGGACGACUUGGGGAACCUGGUUGCCUUUUGCGAUUUGUUGCCAACGGAGCCUGCGCCGGCCACUUGUACCUUCGAGGUGCCAGAAGGAAUCGGCUUUCUUAGGCCCUUCGAGUAUUGCAACGUACAUGGCCUGUACGUCGGCGAUAUCGUUCAGGUGUCCAGCUGGAAUUCCAGCGCCCAGCGCCAUUGCUUCAAAAGAGAAUGCUCUGACAGCCACCCCUCCCUGGGCCCCACCGCCCCGCGCAGCACUGCCGUGGAGGCAAUGAUUCAGCAACAGCAGCUGGCCGGUGCGAGGAUCAGUUCUGUGAACAUGUGCUUGAAGCACAUGGCCGUGUACUACAUUCCCAGGUCUUUGCUGAGUGCCGAGCUCCUUGUGGAGAUUGGUCUCCUGACACAAGACGGCGAUGCCGCGAGUGACGUGUCCCGACGUGUCCAGAUCUUCCCGGAGUUGUUCGCAAAGCUCAAUGCGCUGGGCGGCAAGUGGUCAGCCCGCAGCAUCGUCUUCGAGCAUACCAUGCAGGAGGCCAACGGGACCCAGCCGCAGCUGCGGCUGGACCUGAUCAACGAGGUGUCAGCG